Messenger RNA from Anopheles merus, 2558 nucleotides. RefSeq lists its product as uncharacterized. The record is from RefSeq and is a predicted model, not a curated record. The transcript has 6 exons. Bases 1009 to 1920 code for a protein of 303 amino acids. NCBI's taxonomy places the organism in Eukaryota, Metazoa, Arthropoda, Insecta, Diptera, Culicidae.
AAGCUAACGUUGAAGUCUAACGUCCACUACCGCCACCCGCACCAGUUUAUAAUUGAUGGAUGCGCGUUUUCCACGUCGCAAAAUCGUCGUUUUGGCAAACGCAGGACACGGACCGCUUAAGCGCCUGUUUUUUUUUUGCAUUCGGAAAUUCCCACCAAACCAACGAAGAGCCAUCCGGACUGGAUCGUACACCACCGAAUUCCAAUGACGACAGCGAGAGUGUGAUCCUCCGUCAGUUUUUCGGAAGGCGGUUUUGCUGGCCCAGAGGCUAGGUUUUGGAUGUUGCCAAACCGAUAAUGACCGUGAGGUCUGGCUGACGACGACGAUGAUGAUGCUGGAACGAUGUUUGCGAUGAUCGUAAUGGAAGCUGCAGAUCACGCUGACCAUAAUAAUGAUGGCCGUGCAUAUGAAUAACUAGGAAUAAGGGAGCUCUCGUGUGUUCCACAGUUCCUGAGAAGAGAUCAUCGUGAUUAUUGUUGUGUUGUCUGUGUGUGUUUUUUGUUGUUGUGAAACAGUGGAUUCAUUUAAUUUGCCGUCCUUAGAAGAGGAAAAAAGAACUUAGGAUCUUCUCUGCACACGCAAACAAACUCAUCAAAGACGCACGAUCAUUUCAAGAAACAACAAAAAACGAUCACCAACGUCCUAAUCCUAAUGCCCGCACAAGAGAUACAGUGAGUGAGCCGAAAACUGGAGAUUCCGAAACGGUUGGUGGUCUCCCAUUAUUAGGUCAAAGUGUAUGAAAAAAAACGGACAAUCCAGCAUUGCCAAGUCAUCCCUCCGAAUGUGCCAGCGUGCGUACCGUGUUGUCUGAUCCGCGUGCCCGUUUGUUGCGGCAACAGUUUAGUGCCUAAAAACGAUCGACUCGUGUGCGUGUGCGUGCUUGUGUGUACAAAUUAAGAAGUGGCAUUAGCUUUAAGACGUUGUAAUCUAGCUUCAGUUUAACCGUUGUGGCUUGGAUCAUCUUCAAUCUUUCUCCCUGUACACCGCAUUUCAACAUCCACAGUCACCAUGUUGAAGAACAUUCACGAGCGUACCGUGAAGAAGGUAAAGGGUAACCACUAUGUGGCAACGCACGGUCGCGAUACGGUAGAUCUGCCGUACGCGCAGGCCAACCGGGGCUACUCGACCGAUGGCGAGGAUAGCCAGCGGGCCCCCUCGGAGCGCACGCUGUCCGAGUAUACGGUGGCGAACGAGCGAGCCACACCACCGACUGCGCCGGCCCGCAAAUCACGCCCCGAGCACAAGUACCAGAACAAUGGUGGCCCGCGGCCGCUCUCUAGUCCACCGACGCGCGCCCCACCGAGGGCACCGUCCGCGCUCAGCUACGAUCAUGGUGGUGAAACGGGCAGCGAUAUCUACGUCACAUCCGCGGCCUACAAGGCACCGUCGGAAAUAAGUCGUUACAGUGCCCACCGGACGCAUCAAUCCCGCGGACCGCGCAGUGUGUACAGUGUUGCCAGCACGGCCAAAACGGGUCGCAGUUCGCGGCGUCACGGUGCCAAGGUAGAGGCCAUGUCCGCCCCGAACCCGUUCUGCCCCAACGUGAAGGGUGUUUGCUGUCUGAUGCUGCUGCUAAACCUUGGCCUAAUCCUGAUCACACUCGGCUUUGUCAUAGUGAUGCAGUUCAUGGAGCCACUGUUUGUUUGGAUCCUGGGCGUGGUGUUCCUUAUCUUCGGCUUCGGCACACUGAUCGGCAGCAUGAUCUACUGCGUGAUCGUGUGCCGGGAUGCGAAGACACCGUCCCAGCUGAAGAACGAGGACCUCUACUGGACGAAGCAUUGGCAGAAGAGCAUCGGCUACACGCCGCAGGAGAUCGACUACAAGACGGAUCGGUUCGACGAGCGCGAUCGAUACUCGGACCGGUUUUCCGUUAGCAAAAUGAGCGGCAAAUACUCCGAUCGCGACAUUACACGGUAUUGAGGAGUGUCACGUUAUUACGAUUGUUCAGCAGUCCAGAGAGAUGUAAAGGGGGGGGGCCUUACGUUUUAUCAUCGUGAAAGGAUUUUUAAUGCAAAAGAAUUACAAUUUAAUGCUUGUUGUACUAGACAGGUGCCAAACACCUUGAACCAGCAGUGAGAGUUACUUUUACACGCAUUAAUGCUAACUUAUAUCGGAGGGAAUUGGUCCCCCCCCCCCUAGAGUCUUUAUCCUUUCACAGCCGUCCAACCCGCUGCAAAACCAAGUUACUAACCAUUUAAAUUAAAUGAUUUCGCAACGAUUUUGUCACACCACCGCCUGUGUGGUACGUGUGUUUAGGUGUCUCGCGGAAGAAGAUUAAACGGAACGAACGAAAGUAUAACUUUAACUAGUUGGUAGGGAAUUUUAACUUGAAGCAAUAAUCGUAACCUGAUUAGAAGCAUAGAAACCAACACAAUCCAGUUAAGUUGACGGUUGAUAAUGAUAACUAUAAUAAAAAUAAAGGUAAUCGAUUAAACGGCCAAUUAUAACGAACGAAUGAAUCCGUCCUCUGCGGUCCUUUUUAAAAAAAAAUCACUCUGUAAAUAAUCCAACUUUAAUUUAAUGUAAUAAAGGAAUGAAUGUUUUUUUUUAAUAUCAUC